Messenger RNA from Capronia epimyces CBS 606.96, 1902 nucleotides. RefSeq lists its product as uncharacterized. The transcript has a single exon. The record is from RefSeq and is a predicted model, not a curated record. NCBI's taxonomy places the organism in Eukaryota, Fungi, Ascomycota, Eurotiomycetes, Chaetothyriales, Herpotrichiellaceae. Bases 1 to 1902 code for a protein of 633 amino acids.
AUGGCCAACCAAAGAUAUCAUUAUACCCGCAUGGGCGAUCCGUCGCAUCAAAUCCGCCUGGUCAAGAUUCUUCCUCGACGCGACAGGAAAAGAAUUCAUCUCGAGCUAGAACUUGCCUCGAUCCAUGAAGUCCCGGGCCGGUAUGAGGUUGUCUCGUAUAUGUGGGGAUCCCCAACCGCCACCCCUGAGCGGCAUGUCCUCGUCAACGGCAAGACGUUGGCAUUGCGCGACAACAUAUGGCGGUGCUUGAAACAUCUGCGCGACCACCAGUUGACGAGAUCACGACUAUGGAUCGACUCGAUCUGCAUCAAUCAAUCUGAUGACCAUGAGAAGGGCCAUCAGGUGACCAAGAUGCGGCAAAUCUUCCACGAAGCGUCCAGAGUCUUGAUCUGGCUGGGCUCAACCAGUUUACAGACAUACCUGCAAACUCCGACUCCGACUGCAGGGUUAGGGUCGGAGAGCUUAAGGGACAGCAUCGAAGGCCUUCCUCCAAAAGAUUGGGACUGUUGGUUAGAUAUCCUAGGCCAUUCUGACCCCCAGUCUCCCCAUCUGGAAAAUCAGAUCAUGAGUAUCGUGUAUAACCCGUACUGGCGGAGGCUGUGGAUUAUCCAAGAAGUGGCACUUGCCCGCAAUGCGUGUAUUAUUUUCGGCAAGGCUCUGCUGGGGAAAGACUACAUGUCGGCAAUAUACCAGGCGGCCCGUGAGAAUUCCAAACCGGGUUACCGUUCGUGGGUGGCGAGGCAACGGGAUCCAAGCAUGACCAACUCAGGUACCAGCUUGCUGGACCAUCAUCCGAUGUUACACGUCAGUCGCAACCACAAAAGGGGACCAGAAGCAGAAGUCGGUCAAAGGAAUGGUGGGAGUGAGAAUUCCAUUUGCCGAUUGAUAUCAAGUUAUCACUGGCAAGAAUGUACCGAUCCACGAGACUAUGUCUAUGGCCUCAUGGGUCUUGUCGAGCCCGAGCCUGAUCCACGAUUCGAGAUUGAUUAUACCUCCUCCAACGAAGAGGUUGCCAUCCGAGCACUGCAGUACCUUGGUGAGGAAGGGGCAACGCUGGAACUAGGCUCAGGCUUGAAUUUGGAAGCUGCAGCCGCUUUGCUGAAAGCUCUGGCCGUCACAAGCUCGACUUACUUGAGAGCCUUGACUGAGCAAACAUGGCCCUUUGAGAGGGUCGAAGCGAUGCAGAGGACGACUAGCCUUCGGUUUCGCAUCCUCAACUGGGGCAUGACGGUUGUUACUGUAGAGUCAGAGUCAGAGUCAGAGUCAGAGUCAGAGUCAAAGCCAGACGCGGACGACACCUACGAUCAAGUUCUGCAGAUGCCUGUAUUGGGAAAUCUCACCAAGACCCUCCAUGUCAUGGAAAUGGACCCAAACACUUCCGUCAGGCUGCUGGAUGGGCGAAUUAAGCGAUUAACCCCCAUCCCCGCCACCGGGAAUGCAUCCGAUGUUUCCCACAGAGACGAUGGAGAUUCCAGAUCCAGCUAUUUUCAGCCCGGUGCUAUGGCUUUGUGUUUUCUUGAUUUCUUUUCUGCCGUCAUAGUACGCCGCACACGCACACGCACACGCAGCUCUGACGGUGACGGUGACGGUGACGGCACAAUUGAGAUGGAGAUGGGCAUGGAGAUGGAGAUUGAGCAUUUUAUCACGCCGGACAUGACUAGUCCACCCCAUAAGCCAUCGUUAUGGCUCGAGCUGCAACUUCCAAAGCCUGUGCGGGAUGCCUUACGAAGAGAGAUUAAUACUUGCGCUAUAGACUGGUCCUGGGCCGAGGCCGGGGCAGGAGGAGGAGAACCGUCUCAGGUUCAAUCCUUUCUCCAUCUUUCCACUCUGGAAGUCGUCUCGAUGUGCGAACCGAUUGCACCGAAAGCGUCUGAUAUGGCCGAGUUCUGGAAGAAUAGCUGA